This is a messenger RNA of Talaromyces rugulosus, 1716 nucleotides long. RefSeq lists its product as uncharacterized. Gene Ontology annotation, biological process: CTP biosynthetic process; pyrimidine nucleobase biosynthetic process. Lineage: Eukaryota; Fungi; Ascomycota; Eurotiomycetes; Eurotiales; Trichocomaceae. Gene Ontology annotation, cellular component: cytoplasm; cytoophidium. Gene Ontology annotation, molecular function: CTP synthase activity; identical protein binding. The transcript has 18 exons. The record is from RefSeq and is a predicted model, not a curated record. The annotation marks the transcript as partial.
GAAUUAUCGAACACGCUUCCAGCCUCUUCGGCUGGACUCUUGCUUAAGACAACUGGGUUGAGAGUGACGGCAAUUAAGAUUGAUCCAUAUCUGAACAUCGAUGCUGGAACACUGGGGCCUCUUGAACAUGGCGAGUGCUUUGUUCUUGCUGACGGGGGAGAAUGUGACCUUGACCUUGGAAACUACGAACGUUACCUCGGCAUCAACCUAACUCGUGACAACAAUAUCACGACCGGAAAGAUCUACCAAGAAGUCAUUUCCCGCGAGAGAAAAGGGACGUAUCUCGGCCGCACAGUCCAGGUCGUUCCUCACAUCACGGACAUGAUCCAGGAAUGGAUAAUGAGGGUCGCCAAGGUUCCAGUCGAUAACUCCGGUGAAACUCCGGAUGUCUGUAUUAUCGAACUAGGUGGAACGAUCGGUGACAUCGAGUCGGCACCUUUUGUCGAGGCAUUAGUUCAGCUGAGACACAAGCUGACGAAAGAUCCCGAUUCGUCAUUUUUCAAUAUCCAGGUCAGCUUCGUUCCGUCGAUACACGGAGAAGAAAAGACCAAGCCUACUCAGCACGCCAUCAAACAAAUGCGGAGCGCUGGAUUGAUCCCAGAUUUGAUUGCUUGCCGCUGCGAUAAUUCGCUCGAGAAUGCCACCAUCCGGAAGAUUGCCACGAGUUGCCAAGUCGAUUACGAACAGGUGAUUGGUGUCCACGAUAUGGAGACUGUCUACGAAGUUCCGCUGCUUCUUCAUGAACAAGAGUUGCUCCAACGCCUACGAUCGGGCUUGAGUCUUGAUAAGCUAACCCUGACGCCUGCUAUCGCUGCCCAGGGCGCGUCUCUGUGGGAGCUGUGGAAAAAGACCAUUAUUAUUCCCAAAGAGUCCGCCUCGGUACAGAUUGCCUUGGUUGGAAAAUAUACGCAGCUCAUGGAUUCUUAUCUCAGUGUGGUCAAAGCACUGGAACACGCGGCGAUGCAUUGUCGCCGCAAGCUAAAGCUUAUCCCGGUAGACUCCGAACACCUGGAACCAGCAACUCAAAAGAAAGAGCCCGGCAAAUAUCACAAAGCAUGGCAGGCUGUUUGUGAAGCCGAUGGUGUGGUUGUUCCAGGUGGGUUUGGUCACCGAGGUACCGAAGGCAUGAUCGCCUGUGCCAAAUGGGCACGAGAAAACAACAAAAACUUCUUAGGCAUUUGCUUGGGAAUGCAGGUCGCCACCAUUGAAGUUUCGCGGUCUCUCUGCGGCCACCCUGAAGCUACAUCGGAGGAAUGGGGAAGCGAAUCCCAACAUGGGGAGAACUGGGCUAUUGUGUUUAUGCCCGAGUCUUCCAAGGAACACCUGGGAGGCACAAUGAGACUGGGCCUACGCGCAAGUAACUUCCAACCUGACAGCGAAUGGAGCAAACUCCGGGCUCUCUAUGGGGGCGGCGCGUCCUUCACCGAGCGCCACCGACACCGCUACGAGGUGAACCCGGACCUAGUUGAGGAACUCGAAAAGGCCGGGCUUCACUUCAUUGCCAAGGACGAAUCAGGCAAGCGUAUGGAGGCUUUUGAGCUCAAGGACCAUCCAUUCUACGUUGGUCUGCAAGCGCAUCCCGAGCUGACUAGUAAAGUCACACAAUGCAGUCCGCCAUUCCUGGGUCUGGUGGCCGCCAGCGCUGGAAUGCUGGACAAAAUCAUCGACGAGGCGAAAAACCAAAAGAAGGUGGUGACUGGCGCGGGUCAUUUCUAG